CGUUUGUGUUCGGUGCGUUUUCCGCCGUCAAUGGAGCUUCUCCUCUCCUUCCGCUCCGUCGGUGUUCAUCUUCUCCGAAAAUCCACGCCUAUCUUCACCCGAGGCAGUAGAAACUCGAUACCCGCCUCUAAGAAUCUCUUCGUUCUCUUAUUCUCUUCCUCUGCUAAAACCCCUCUUCUUAAACCACGAGCUGCGUCAUCAGAGAAGAAUCCUAUCGUUUUCAAAGGAGACGAGCGUGUGAUGGGUCUUCUAAGCAAGGUAGAUGAUGCAUUCGAUAACGUCGAUCGGUUUCAGAGCUCAAGCACGAUAGUGGCGAUAGUGACGCCGAUCGGUGGCCCACCUGGUGCGGUGGGAAUCGUGCGGUUGUCUGGGCCUAAGGCUGUGGAAGUUGCACGACGAGUCUUUCGUUCUGCUAAGAAAAGGAUGAAGAAGACGAGCGAUUGUUCUGCAGAUUCAUAUUCAUGGCGGCCCACGAGUCAUUUCGUGGAAUAUGGAGUUGUCGUUGAUUCAAAAGGCAAUGUUGUUGACGAGGUUUUAGCCGUUCCCAUGUUGGCUCCUCGGUCAUAUACUCGAGAAGAUGUAGUUGAGCUCCAAUGUCACGGGAGCGAAGUUUGUCUGCGCCGCGUUUUGAGGACAUGUGUUGAAGCUGGAGCAAGAUUAGCAGAACCAGGAGAGUUUACACUUCGUGCCUUUCUAAAUGGGCGUUUAGACCUUACGCAAGCUGAAAAUGUUGAGAAACUCAUCUCGGCCAAGUCUUCUGCUGCUGCUGAUGCUGCUUUAGAAGGGAUUCAGGGAGGGUUUUCAUCUUUGGUCAAAUCAUUAAGAGCGCAAUGCAUUGAGAUCCUCACUGAAAUCGAAGCUCGUUUAGAUUUCGAGGACGAGAUGCCGCCAUUGGAUAUAGACUUGGUUAUUAGCAAAAUAAACAGCAUGUCUGAAGACGUUGAAAGUGCAUUAGAUACAGCGAACUAUGACAAACUUCUUCAGAGCGGGUUGCAGAUAGCUAUUGUUGGGCGUCCGAACGUUGGGAAAUCAAGUCUUUUAAAUGCCUGGAGCAAAAGUGAGAGAGCCAUUGUUACAGAAGUUGCGGGAACUACUCGAGACGUAGUGGAAGCUAAUGUUACACUCCGUGGCGUGCCUGUCACACUUCUCGACACUGCUGGUAUCAGAGAAACCUGUGACAUUGUCGAGAAAAUCGGAGUUGAGAGAUCAGAAACAGCUGCUAAGGUUGCUGAUGUCAUAAUCAUGGCAGUGAGUGCUCUCGAGGGCUGGACUAAAGAAGACACUGAGCUUCUACGUAAGAUCCAAUCAGACAAGCCUAUGAUUCUGGUGAUGAACAAAAUCGACUGUGCUCUUCCUGAUUGUUUUGAUCAAUUAGAAGAUGAGAAGAGGAAGAGAGCAAAAGUUUUCCAUAAAUCUGUGUUUACAUCUGCUGUUACUGGUCAAGGAAUUGAAGAGCUUGAAGAAGCAAUAUUGGAGAUUCUUGGUCUUGAUCGUGUCCCCACUGGAGGACAUCAAUGGACCGUGAAUCAUAGACAAUGCGAGCAGCUCGUGCGGACGAAACAGGCGCUCGUGAGGCUGAGAGAAGCGAUCAAAGAUGAGAUUCCGAUUGAUUUCUGGACGAUUGAGCUGAGAGAAGCUGCGUUGGCUCUUGCUCAGAUCAGUGGCCAAGAUGUCUCUGAAGAGGUCUUGUCCUCCGUUUUUGCCAAGUUUUGUAUCGGAAAAUAAAUUAUUGUUAUUAAUUAAACCCCAAACAAAUCAAAAAUAUUUCGUAUUUACCACAUACUUUCAA
This is a messenger RNA of Eutrema salsugineum, 1789 nucleotides long. RefSeq names its product tRNA modification GTPase MnmE. Bases 31 to 1725 code for a protein of 564 amino acids. Gene Ontology annotation, molecular function: GTPase activity; protein binding; GTP binding. The record is from RefSeq and is a predicted model, not a curated record. Gene Ontology annotation, cellular component: cytoplasm; cytosol. Gene Ontology annotation, biological process: tRNA wobble uridine modification; tRNA methylation. NCBI's taxonomy places the organism in Eukaryota, Viridiplantae, Streptophyta, Magnoliopsida, Brassicales, Brassicaceae. The transcript is spliced from 10 exons.